Messenger RNA from Neohortaea acidophila, 1842 nucleotides. RefSeq names its product regulator of chromosome condensation 1/beta-lactamase-inhibitor protein II. The transcript has 2 exons. Gene Ontology annotation, cellular component: mitochondrial inner membrane. NCBI's taxonomy places the organism in Eukaryota, Fungi, Ascomycota, Dothideomycetes, Mycosphaerellales, Teratosphaeriaceae. Gene Ontology annotation, biological process: mitochondrial respiratory chain complex III assembly. The record is from RefSeq and is a predicted model, not a curated record. Bases 1 to 1842 code for a protein of 613 amino acids.
AUGUUCUUCCCCACGAUGGCGCUGUUCCGAUCAACUCCCCAACACAUCCAGCGAUGUAGCAGGUCUAUCUCCUCAAGAGCCAACCUACUCGCUCGCCAAAAUCUACCAGCCCGCGCCACGCUGACAGCACAACAAUCGCGCGCGUACCGAAAACAACAACACCUCCUCCGCUCCCUCCUCUUCCUCACCGCAGCUGGCUCCCUUGCCACUCUGUCCAACUACUACCUUCAGAACAAUGGCCGGCUACUCCGCACUACCCACGCCGAGUCUCCCGAACAAGAAGAGAACCCGUUGGUAUUCGAGGCGUCAAGAAAACAACCAGGGCUGAGCAAAGAGGAGAAUCGAGAUCUGAUUAGCAGUCAGCAUCACCAGGUCAAGCGAUCAUGGGAGAACCCCGGGCUGUAUGCGUGGGGCAGCAACACAGGUCGAGUGGUUGCGCCUGAUCGACCCGAAGAUGCCGUGGUCAAGACACCUCGGCGAAUCAGCUGGUUUGAUGGGAUGUUGUUGCGAGAUGUGAAGCUCGACCGCAAGUUUGGCGCGGCUAUCAACGAGCAAGGCGACCUGGUGCAAUGGGGAACGGCGUACAAACCUGAGCUCCGGGCGCCGGAGGUGACACUCAAAGGCAAGGACCUGGUGCGCUUGUCUAUCAGUCGCGACCGCAUCCUAGCCCUGGGCGGGAACGGGAAGGUGUACAGCAUCUCCGUGUCCGCGGAAGAGCAGUUGGCCGGGAACAAGCCCAGUGAAGCAAGUUGGGUUCCAUUCUGGACCUGGAGGAGCGACAUAUCCUAUCGAACGAUUGAGCCCAAGGGUUUGGGGUAUAGAGAGAAAGUCUCUGCCAUCGACAGCGGCUUGGAGCAUGCCAUCCUGCUCACAAGUAAAGGGCGUGUCUUCUCCAUGGCUUCGGCAUCCGACGCCUUCCCGAAUCGCGGACAAUUAGGCGUGCCAGGCUUGACCUGGGUGACACGACCCGAGGGAGCAUUCGACCAGCCCCACGAAAUCAGCACGCUCAACGGCUUUCCCAUUGCCCAAGUGGCAUGUGGAGACUACCACACGCUCGUCCUCGACACUUCAGGCCGAGUAUUUAGCUGGGGCGACAAUGCAUCCGGCCAACUGGGAUUUGAUUUCAAUUCGGAAUCGACCAUCAUCGACGCACCAUCCCUCCUUCCCACCGGAAGAUUAUACAUGGGCACCUCCCAAGUCCCGCUCAUCACCUCCGUCGCCGCCGGCGGCUCCAACAGCUACAUCACCGUCGAGGCAACCCGAGUGGCAUCCCCCAAUGACGACAGCAACGAUGCGCGCACAAAGCGCAUGCUCGGCCGCGUGACGGCCGACACCUUCGCCUUCGGCACCGGCAUCUACGGCCAACUCGGCAACGGUCGCUGGACCCACAUGCAAUACAGCCCGACGAAAAUUCCCAUCCUGAGCGGGCUGUUUGAGUACGACGAGCGCACGAACCGCACGGUGCCCAUCCGCCUCGCGCACCUGUCCGUGGGCUCCACGCAUGCCGCGGCCGUGAUGCGAAACAUUACCUACCUCUCCGCCACCGAGCGCACCAGCUCCGACGACACCAACUGGGGCGCCGAUAUUGUGUUUUGGGGCGGCAAUGAGUCCUACCAGCUCGGCAUAGGGAAGCGCAACAACGUGCCCAGCCCCGUGUAUCUGCAGCCUCUGGACGCGGAGGCGGAGGUGAAGCGCUCACGGAAGAGCAGUGGGAGUAAAGAGGAGCAUCGAUUCCAUCUCACGCCGAGAGCGAUGGCGAAGUUGGGAGACGGGCGGUGGAAGAGUGUGGAGCAGAGGGUGGAGUGUGGCCGCGGCGUCACGGCGGUGUACUCAGGGACGUGA